UAUUUUAUUGUUGGAGAUAUCGGAGUAAUCGUCAAUGGUCCGCUGAAGUAUUAGUAGAAUUUAGGGUUUGGUCACACACAGUUUUAAUAAACCAUACAAAUAUAAUUUUUAAAAUCAACUGUCAGUUGUUUGUAAAAAAAAAAAAAAAAAUAAUAAUAAUAAUUUAAAAUUUACAAAAAAUCCAUAUGAAAAUUUGACACAUUGUUAGUUUAAUAUAUUACGAUAAAAAUGGUUAAAUUAUAUGCAUUAACGAUACUGUACAAAGGUCCAACAUCAGCGACAGCUUUGAAAUGUGUCUAUGACGUUGAUUCGUUUUCAUAUUUUCAACGUGGAAGUGUCAAAGAAUUUAUGGGUUUUGUUAGCAAAACAAUUACUGAGAGAACACAAAUUGCAUCCAGACAAAGUGUCAAAGAAGGAGAAUAUAUGUGUCAUGUUUACGUAAGAGGUGACAGCUUAGCUGGCGUUUUAAUUUCGGAUCAUGAAUAUCCUAACAGAGUCUCACAUACACUUAUUACAAAAGUAUUAGAUGAAUUCGCAGCAAAGUAUCCUUCAAAUUCAUGGCCAACAUUGAAUGAACCGACUUGUGAUUUUCCACAAGCCAACGUAUAUCUCGCAAAGUACCAAAAUCCUCGUGAGGCUGACUCAUUAACUAAAAUGCAAACUGAUUUGGAUGAAACUAAAAUUAUACUUCACAACACUUUAGAAGCAGUAUUACAAAGAGGAGAAAAGUUAGAUGAUUUAGUGCAAAAAUCCGAAGGUUUGAGUAUACAGUCAAAGGCAUUUUAUAAAACAGCGCGUAAAACUAAUUCAUGCUGCAGUUUAACAGCUUGAAAUACCAUAUAUUUAUUAUAUAUAUCUAACAAAGUGUACAAUAAAGACGUUUAUAUGUUAUACUAUAUAUAUAUACAUAUACAUAUAUAAAAAAUUUUUUUUGAACACUAUCAUAAUGAUUCCAAUUAAAAGUUAAUCGUAUUUUUACGAGGAUAUUUUCUUUGUAGAAUAAUAAUAUUAUUUGCGAAUUACUUUUAAGUUUUUAUUAUUCUUUUAAUUAAAAAUGAAACAAAAAUAAAUAUUUUUUUUAUAAUUAUUUUAAUUUAUGUUUAAAAAAAGUAAAUGGAUUUAUAUGAUACUGAGAAUGAAAAAUAUCAAUUUAAUGAAUGAAAAUUAAAUGAUUUAAUUUUUUUUUAAACUGGAUUUUUUAAAAUUUAUGACGGUCUUCUGUUGUGACUUUUUAAAUUUAUCACUCAUUUAUUAAAAAAGUACAAAUGAUAUUAUUUAUUAUAAAAUAGAUGACUUGAUAUUUUUUUAUAUGAUUUUUCAGACAUCUGUGAAUGUAAUUCGGAAAUGGGCACUAGUUCUAUUAGAAAAUUUCGGGUCUAGAUUUAAAUUUGAAAAUCCAAAAUUUCAAAUGAAAAUUAUCCAAUUGUACGUUACAUUGUAUGUAAUUUUUAUGAUGGGUAUUUUGACUGCUUAUUUUUCGACCUCGAAAUUGCAUAGAAUUUAAAAAUGAAAAUAAUUUAAUAGCCAAAGUAGAAGAUUUUAUUUUAGACAGCAACCGUUGAUGGAAAUGCGCUGAUUUUUUUUU
This is a messenger RNA of Microplitis mediator, 1585 nucleotides long. It is a transcript of the gene Ykt6, whose product is annotated as synaptobrevin homolog YKT6. Gene Ontology annotation, molecular function: SNAP receptor activity. The coding region runs from base 229 to 831 and encodes 200 amino acids. Gene Ontology annotation, biological process: endoplasmic reticulum to Golgi vesicle-mediated transport. The record is from RefSeq and is a predicted model, not a curated record. Lineage: Eukaryota; Metazoa; Arthropoda; Insecta; Hymenoptera; Braconidae. Gene Ontology annotation, cellular component: Golgi apparatus. The transcript has 4 exons.